AUGAAAUUGUCUCCUAUAUGUUAAACAUUAAUACACUCCAAAUCUAAUCCCUUAUCUCCAGUCAUACAAAACAUCAAAAAGCAUAGUAUUCAUACUAUUGAAAAUGAAAAAAAGGAAACUAAGUAUAUAUUUCAUUUUUAUUAUUUUAGCAAUCAGUUAGAAUUAAGAAUCAAUCAAUUAGUAGAAGAGAACAAAAAAGUUAAUCUCUAAUUGAAUGAUAAAAUUAAAGAAAAUGAAUAAUUAAGAGCCUAAAUAAUGGAAUAAGAAAUUCAAAUCAAUAAAUUAAAAGGUAUUGAACAUGAACUCAUAUUGGUCAAAGAAAUAUCUGAUAUAAGAUUUCAAGAUGUAAUGCAUUCUCAUUAAUAUUAGUAUGAAAAAUCAAAAUUAUAAGCAGAACAUUUAUAUUAAGAAUUAACAGACAUUCAAUUAGUAUUUUAAGAUUCAUCUAAUAAACUUAUGUAACAAUCAGAAGAAAUUCAAUAAUGGAAAAUUAGAUAUGCUGAAUUAGAUUCAACUAGACUUUAAUAAUUGUAAGGUAAAAUAAAUUAAUCUAUUUCUAGAGUUUAAAUAACAAAUUUAUAAAUAAUAGGAAGAAGAUGAAUAAAAGUCAUCAUUUCUUAAAGCUAUUACAGAAAUGGAAAAAACUAUAUAGUCUUUACAAGAUUAAUUGAAAUAGAAGGAUGAUUCAUUAAAAUUGGCUAAUGAAGAUCUUAAUUAAUGGAAGAUUAAAUAUUCUAAGGUUUAAGUCUAGUAAAAGUAAAUUGUCAAUGAUAAAGAAAAAGAUUAGAAAAUAUAGAUGCUAAUAGAUGAAAUUGAACGAUUAAAUGAUCUAUUAGGUUAAAGAAAUGAUGAAAUAUAUACACUCAAAAGAUUAGCUGAAAAAACUGCUUAACUUAUUUCAAUAAGUUAAAGAGCAUAGAGAUCAGCUAGUGGUCAAAAAUAUAAAUGA
Messenger RNA from Paramecium pentaurelia, 949 nucleotides. The record is from the annotation of a GenBank genome assembly. NCBI's taxonomy places the organism in Eukaryota, Ciliophora, Oligohymenophorea, Peniculida, Parameciidae.